This is a messenger RNA of Aspergillus viridinutans, 1926 nucleotides long. RefSeq names its product Zn(II)2Cys6 transcription factor domain-containing protein. Bases 1 to 1926 code for a protein of 641 amino acids. Gene Ontology annotation, molecular function: DNA-binding transcription factor activity, RNA polymerase II-specific; zinc ion binding. The transcript is spliced from 2 exons. The record is from RefSeq and is a predicted model, not a curated record. NCBI's taxonomy places the organism in Eukaryota, Fungi, Ascomycota, Eurotiomycetes, Eurotiales, Aspergillaceae. Gene Ontology annotation, biological process: regulation of DNA-templated transcription.
AUGGAGUCCAGACCCCCAGCGGCGGCAGAGCCGUCGAACAAACGGCCCAGGUCGCCGUCCGGCGACUACUAUCCGAUUGCUUCCAAAGUACCUAAGAGCCAUUCGAACCAUCUCCAGAUUAACUACCUCGCUCGUCAGUACCCGGACAAUCUGCCUCUAGUCUCUCUCGAUGAUACUAUGCCAGCUAUUUUACACCUAGUCGGCGAAUAUGACGGCGUGCUUCAUCGCCACGAAAGUAUCGCAGGUAACCUCGGCGCAUGUCCUCUGGGACCCAUCUUGAUCAAGCGUUUCGAGCGCCUGUUUGACGGCCCUCCUCGUGUGCUCAAGUCGCACGGUAAAGAACCCCCUAACAUCACCUGGUUGGAUGUCGUCGAAUUUGCCAAGAGCAAGCCGGAACAGUUCAAUCUGGAGAAGUCGCGCAAUGGAGUGCGCGUCUGCCAGUUCUAUACCAAGCAGUGUCGAGUUGAGAUCAGCGAGGAAGAUUAUGUGCUUAUUGCAUCCGGGAUGCCACAGAAGAUGAUCCCGCCGCAGCCGAUCAUCGAGGACGAGGAGAAAGAAUUGGGUGCGCUGGAGAUCUUGGAGAAGAAUUUGCAGCAGAUUAUUCAAGUUGCCGAUCAAGUAUCGGCUCGAGCUAGACAGCUCAAUCAUCGUUUGAAAAAUCGCAGAACGGCUAUUGUCACGCGCCGGGAAAAUGACGUCUCUCUCCAGGCCCAUCACCCGCCCCAACCCCAUCAACUACCACAAUCACAGCAGCCUCGUUCGCUCAGUCCGAUUUGGCGCGAGGCGACUGGCGCGGUUCCAAACCCGCUCAAUGGCAAUCCUCCAUCCAACGCUCACUCUCCCUCCACUGGAUUUGUCGCAGUGAAUACCGCCCGUAUGAAUCCCGGAGAACCUCCCGUGGAGGAAAACGCGCUGUCGUCGCAGUUUAUGUUCUCCCACUCAAACACGGACAAUGUUACCAUCAUCAAUGGAACGUCCAUCAAAGGCGCAUCUCCUACGACACGUGCCGAGCUAAUGAAAAAGUUCUUCACUACGCAAGAUCGGCAAGCGCGCAGCUACGAAGAGUCAACUGGAUCAGCUAACCGGCAGUCGUCGCGGCCGCGGCCGAGAGUGUCGGACGCUGGGGAGUACAAUAUGUACACCUCCGCACCUGCUACCGUCGCGAUCCCCAGUACGCCGUCGUCAUUACUGCCUCCGCCCAAGGCCAACCAUAUGGAGAAGGACGAUGGCGGUCCAUUCAAGUUGGAAAUGGUUGCCCGCAUGGAGGAGUUACAACGGGGAGAGCGUAUUCUCCCACCCUGCGAUCGCUGCCGUCGGCUUCACAUGGAUUGUUUGAAGAAUUUGACCGCAUGCAUGGGCUGCACGAAAAAGCAUGCCAAGUGUUCCUGGAAGGAUGUCAAGGAGGAUGAAUUGCGCGAGGCGCGGUCGGACGGCGCAACUCGUGAGCUCGGAGACAGCGCUCAGUCGAAAGACUCUCCGGCUGCCCACACUCCCGCCUCGGCUCCAACCCCUGGUGCCGUGUCAAUGAACACCACGUCUGCUGCACCGACCCCAGCGUCUGUGGCUCACGCUCCAGAGCACGAUCGGUCACGAGAGGAAGGCGGCGUGGCCUACAACAGUCGGAGAGAUUCCGCACCCACGGGGGGACCCGCGCCGGGGACCCCAUCGCUCAAGGAUACCGCUCCCCGACGUGCAAUGAGUGAGAUCCAUGGUAGCGCGGUGGGAAAUCACGACAGACGCGUCAGCAUCAAUCGCAACAACGAUCCAGUGCCUGAUGACGACGAUCCGGACGCCAACUCCCGGCUCAUGCAAGCGAUCAUGGACACGGUGGACCAUCAUGCGCGAGUGGCCGCUGCGGUCAAGGAAAAUGGUCAUGAGCAGAUGAACGGUGAUCGAGAACGAGAACGCAAGCUAGUGAGAGCUUAA